AUGGGUCCCUCCUCAUGGGGAGGUCCCCGCCGGUGGUCCCUCCUUCUUUUACUCGCAGUUUUAACAGCUGGGUCGGUGCGAGUGAGGAGAGAGGCCGGUGGCGGAAGCCAGUCGCUGCUCACGGUCGAAUGGGAAGGCAUUCAGACGGGAGAACAUCCCGAGAGGGAUAUCCAAGGAUUCCUCGUCGAAUACCGGCCCGAAAAUGACAAUUCCUGGGUCGUGCAUGCCGGCAUCAUCCCAUACAAGGGUCCCAAUCACCAGUACCGCGUUCAAAUCCCACGACUUCCGAUGGGUAUUUCCUACUUUGUCAGGAUUAAGGUCCUCGACGCAGCCGGAAAUGUUCUCGUCGAAACGCCCGAGAUCCGAGCCCGCAACGAGAUGGUCUCCAUCAAGUGUGAUACCGACGAUGUCUCCGAACCGAGAAGCGUCGAGAUCACGCAAGCUGGUCGCUUCUCGUUGGCUCUACGAUGGGAUGUGCCGGAAUGUGGAUCGAUUGGAGAUUAUCAAGUGGAAGUAUCCGGGCUCGGAAAUGCGUCUUUCGACGUGCAUCGUCAGACGGUCGUCCAGCCAUACGUCUCGAUCACCAACCUUCUGCCCGGAACACUUUAUGCUAUCAAGGUGCGCGCUUCUGACCGCUCGUCCCGUUCCACCGGACCCUGGAGCUCCGAGAUCCUCGAGGCCCAAACCAAGGGCUCAGCUGUCGCCGCCAACGAAGCCAUCCACAUCGACUACCGCACUGAUUCCCAAAUCCGUGUCACAUGGCUACACUACGAUGAUGAACGCCUCCAACACUACGAGGUUAUGGCCGUCGAACAGGGCGCAGACUCCCGUCAAGUCGAACGCGUUCGAAUCUCCCCGGCCCAGGCAUCCCACCUCUUCUCCGGUCUCAAGCCCGACACCAAGUAUGUCAUCGGUGUCGUCGCGUUGGUUGACCACGAGCCCAAGCAGACCUACAGCAUCACCGCCCAAACCGCUGACGAUUCGGCGGCGAAAUGGACGGAGAAGCCGCAAGUCGUUGAAGAGGCCGACGGUGUCGCUACCGUACACUGGACUGUACCGCCGGUUACCGCUACCCCGGUGACCCGCUUUAUCGUCGAGUACCGCCUCCCCAGCGAGAACCAGUGGCAACGAGGAGAUGAACAAGCCUUCGAUGGAUCUGUCGGAGAUUACUCCGCUACUCUUUCCAACCUUAUCGACGUCCCCUUCUAUGCCAUCAGAAUCAUUGCCGUCGAUGAGUCGAAUGAAGCUGUUGCCAUCACUGAAGAGCUGACCGUUGGACACGCUGCUGAAGGCGCGUGCAUUGGACGUGGUGGUGUCCCCCGGAAGGCCCACCUCGUCGCAAUCGGAGGAGAAGCCGCCAAGCUCGAAUGGGAAAAGCCGGAAUGCGACGAGUCGAUCGCCCCCAUCGACGGAUAUGAAUAUCUGAUCUGGGAAUCGUCUCAAGCCGCCCCUCCAGAUGGCGCCUCAUACGUCGGGGCGACGACUGUCUCCGUUGAUACCCUACUCCCCAGUACUAAAUACAGUUUCAAGGUGCGAUCCCGUUCUGGAAAUGGGCAUAGUACCUGGAGUGGACCCGUUGAAUUUACGACAUCGGCUAGCGGGGAAUUGAAAAAACUGGAAUCGCGUGUGAAACGCCAAUCGAAACACCUAAUCCGCGACCUAACAAAUAUCUAUAAACUGCGGCUCGUCCUGGCCCCUCCAAAUAAUUUCCUCGUCUGGACACCACUACCAAUGCACCAGGGUCUCAUCCAUGCAUUCAAACUAGCCUAUAAAGAGGAAUCGUCUACGAAAUGGACUCGAAUCCUCGAAAAGCCCGAUACCUUUCGGUGCCCAAGAGGCGUCGCCGACCCUGAGGAUUAUUGCCAUCGCCUUGAUCGAUUUAUAUAUAGAAUCAACUAUCAGGCCACAGUAACUUACAAUCUAACAAAUGGUGUCGGAGUCCCGCGAGGGGCUUCCAUAACAUUUCAACUUGUCGAUCUUGACUCACCCGAAGAAGAACCGUUUCUAAUCGUUGCCCAACCGGUUGAUGAGCACAAUGUUGAACUCCACUGGAAACCCCACUUCACCCAACCUAUCGAUUCUUAUCAGAUGAGUAUUUUUGAUGGGCACGGACGAGUUAGAAUCGUCUCGUUGGGACGAGAAGCGGAUUCUUUCGUACUUCCGCUUCCCAGGACCGGAGGGCCAAUGGCCAGCCCUGGGCCCACGAUAACUGUGGCCCUGGAGGCCAUCCUCCAAAAGGGAUUCUCCGUCGUCCAACGAUUCGAGAUCAAAUCGACGGCUCAAUUGGUGCUACUACCAGUGCUCUCCAAGCACGCCUCGAAGGAGGGGAUCCAGAUCGAGCAGCCAAGAAUUGAGACCCAGGGCCAGAGGAGUACGGUUUACUGGACGGUUGAUGGCGAUACGGCCAAGGUCGCUUCCUACCAGCCGGAAAUCCGAGGCCACAGCGACAACUGGAAGCCCGCCGGAGCCGCAGUUCCCAACGACCCCUCCCAGAAGCAUUUCCGUCAACAACUCGGAGCCCUUUCCUCCUCCCUGCACUACGUUCGAGUCCGAGCCCUUGACAACAAUGGAAAGACCGUCGGCACCUCGCCGUCUACUUCCUUCCAAGUCCAGUGCCAAGCACCUCUUGCUCCCGAGAAUGUGCGCCUUGACCGCGUCUCCGACAACCUGGUGCGCAUCUCCUGGAAUGCUCCCCAAGAGGAGUCGAGCUGUGGAGGCGUCUUCUACAUCACCGGAACCGUCGAUGGGCAGGCCGUCAACUACCAAGUCCCGGUCUCUGAGCGCCACUAUGAUAUCCACGCUUCUCCUUCGUCCAUCCACCUUGAGAUCCGUGCUUCAAACCAAGCCGGAAGUGGCUCCGCUUCUCGUCCCGUUCAACUUUCCAACGCUCGUCAAUCAUCGGAGCACAGCCACCGGCUGAAGCGUAGCAUCUGUGACCCAAGCCGAGACUUCUGGUGCACCGGCUUCGAAUCCCAACAUGCCGAUCGGGCUGGAGGCCAAGCUCUGGUCUCUACUCCUCGAGUUACCACUCGUGGAAAUGAUCUGCAUGUCGGAUGGAGGAGCGAGGGAGAGGGACGCGGAAUUUUCGGAUAUCGCGUUCAGUUCAGGACCGAUCAGUCGGGAUGGAAUCCCUAUGGCCAAAUCGUCCCCUACACCGGCGAUGGCGCUGAAUAUCAACAAGUUCUCACGGGACUUCAACAAGGACACACCUACUACAUCCACAUCCAGGUGCUCGACCGCAACUCCUAUGUAAUGUACACAUCCCCGGAAGCUUCCGCCACCUCCGAAUGCCGUCCCCCAACCCACGCCCCAUCCCACCUCACCGUCUCUGCCCCAGAUGCCAGCCACGUCCGUGUCUCCUGGGCCCACCCACCGCAGAGCACCUGGGGAUGUGCCGACCUCCAGUUCGAGAUCCAAGCCGAGGAACCCUUCGGCCAAGCCCCAGUCCUGGUCCCUGGAGGACAGACCACCCACGUCUUCCAGUCCCGCCCCAACGAGAAGUGGUCCGUCAAGAUCCGCGCCAAGAACUCGGCCGGCCACUCCGCCUGGACGCCAGCUUCCUCUGUCCGCACCCCUGCUGGCGGAGAACUCAUUGUUGGACCGAAUGUGCAAUACCGACAAGGAGCCCCAAUCCUCUCGUGGCAGAGCAAGGAAGGUGUCGAUUCGACCACCGUCCACAGCUAUGUCGUUGAAUGGAAGUCCGAUCGGGAUGAGCAGUGGCGCCACCAUGGAAACCAGAUCCCAUUCUCUGGAAGUCAGCGCGGCUACCAGGUUGACCUUAGCGGUCUUCCGAAGGGCAACAACUACCAAUGCCGCGUUGUCGCCAAGGGACCUCGUGGUGAAACCACCUUCACAUCUGCUGCCGUCUCUGUUCAGAGCUCCCAAUCAUGCAGGAAGCCCACUCGUCCUCCCACCGGAAUCCAGGUCCAACCUGUUGGACCCACCCAGAUCAAGCUGACUUGGGUGCCACUCCCUGAACACGAAUGGAACUGCGACCGUGUCUGGUACAUCGUCAAGUACUCCACGGCUCGCAACCAGGGCUUCAAGAAUCUGACCCAAGGAGAGGACUCCGUGCUCUUCGAGUCUGACCCGUACACGCAAUGGCGCUUCGAAAUACAGGCGGCCAACCCUGGUGGUGAGACCGAUUGGUCGCGCGCUGAAGCUGCCCAGACUCAAGCUGCUGCUCCGGGACCUGUCUCGGAUUUGAGGAUUCAACCACUGGGACCUGACUCUGUCCAGGUCAGCUGGCGACCACCUGUCAACCCGAACGGCCAGAUCACGUCCUACGAGAUCACCUACCAACUGACAAAUCGUGGAAUGUGCGAGGAGGUCCGUGAGGCUCCAAGAACCGAGCAAACUACCCAACCCUACUUCGUACUCCGCAACCUCCACCCUCACUCCAAAUACCGUAUCGGAGUCGCUGCCCGUACUACCAUCGCUGGAGAACGUGUCUCCCAAGAAGUCGCCACCGAGCAGUCCACUCCCACCUCCGCUCCCAACUACCUGCGUGUCGAUUCUGCCCAACAAGACUCGGCCCAAAUCUCGUGGCAAGCCCCCGCCUGCCUCCAGACCAACGGCGAGAUCACCGAGUACGAGUACGAGGUCAGCCCCGCCGACCGCCGGACUCACGUCCAGAAGACCACCAACAAUGUCCGCGGAACUCGCGCACAGAUCACCAACCUGCAGCCGAACACUCGCUACAACGCCAAAGUCCGCGCCUACACCGCUCGCGGUGCUGGCCCAUGGUCAACGGAAGUUGCCCUCCAAACCACUGGCCAAACCAUUGUCCAAGCCCCGCCUCAUAUCUCCGUCAUCGAUGCUGGAGCCGACAAUGCGCACAUCCUCUGGCAAUCACCACAGGAUGCUCGCGAGAACCGUGUCGAUCGUUACAAGUGCCAGUACAAGCCAAGAACUCCUCCGCAGGCACCACCAAAGGAGGCCGAAUUUCCCGCCUACUCUCCUUGUGACCCCAACCUCCUCCGUCGGCAGAAUCUGCCACCGACUCCACAAGGAUCGCAAUACCAAUGCGGUCGCAUCGACAACCUGGAGAAGGAGCAGACCUACGACUUCAAGGUCCAGGCCUGCCAACAGAGGAAGUGCUCCGCCUACACUGACUCGGCUCGUGCUCGCAUCUCCGAUGGUCCUGUAAAGGUGCAGUCUGUCACCAAGACCGGCAGCACUGACCGUUCCCUCUCCAUCCGUUGGGAAGUCGCACAGGAAGAUAUCCCUCGUGUCACCGGAUUCCGCCUUUAUGUUGAGCCCCUCGACCGCUCGGACCGCCCGAUGACUUUCACCGUGGACUCCAGGACGUUCAACUACCGCAUCGACACCCUCCGCCCCAGAACCGCCUACAAUGUCAGCGUCCAGGCCUGCACCCAAAAGGAAUGCUGCGUCGGAACUUCGGCCACGAUGAGCACCGAUGCUGCUCAGCUUCAGGCUCUGUCUGUUGCUCCUAGGAUUAUCGCCGAAGAAGCCACUUCCAUUACCAUCGAAUGGAACUCGAACUCCCGCGAGGCUUCUGGAUACAUAGUUGAAUACCGUCUGGAGAAUGGAGCUUGGCAACAAUACCCUCGCCGUGUUCCUGGAAACCCAUCACAGACCACCUACACUGCCACCGUCGAUGGCCUGCCAACCAACAGCGUUGUUGACCUACGUGUCCGCGUUGUUUCGGCCCAAAAUGAACAAUCUGCCCCAUCGCCCGAAGUUCGUGGAAGGACCAAGUGCCAGCCACCAUCACAGCCACCCCAGGGUGUUCGUCUUGACGCCCCAUCCACCAAUGAAGUUCGUGUCAGCUGGUCUCGACCGGCCCGCGAUCAGUGGCAGUGCGACCAUCUCAACAUCGAGAUCAGCUACAGCGUCGGAGGCGGCCCGCCUAAGACUGUUGUUGUCCCCGGUGACCAGACCGACUACAAAUUCCCUGCCGAGCCAAACCAGCGCUGGGUUGUCAAGCUCCGUGCCACCAACCAGGUCGGAGCCUCAGGAUGGUCUCCAGAACAAUCGAUCACCACCCGUCAAGGUGCCCCUGGAGCUGUUCGGGACUUGCGCCUCAAUGCUCUUUCUCCCAAUGAAGUCCAUGUCCAAUGGCUGCCACCACUUGUCCAGCGUGGUACUAUCGUCGGCUACGACAUUUCCUACCGCCUCAAGCAUCGUUUGGCUUGUCCUGAAGAAGAGCCCCGCGAUGUCUCCCGAGACUACGUCACCAUCUACAACCACAAGGACCUGGACUACACCCUCACUGGCCUGCUACCGUACUCUUUGUACGAAGUCAAGGUCCGUGCCAGAACCACGGAACUCGGACCUGAGGAGACCAAGGAGGUGUCGACCGAGCAACAAUCCCCAUCUGCUCCUCCACUCAACCUCGAGCUUACCUACGCCCUCGAGCGCUCGCUGUCCUUCCAAUGGGAGCCAGUUGAUUGCUCGCAGCGUCACGGCCACAUCACCAACUACGAAUACGAGAUCAUCGGCCAAGACGAUUGGGCCAAGCUCGAGCGCCAGAUUGCCAACUCCUCCGAUACCAAGAUCACGAUCGAUGGCCUGACACCAUUCACCAAAUACGUCAUGCGAGUUCGCGCUUACAACUCGAUUGGAGGCAGUCCUAACACCGAGAACCUUGACGUCAUGACCGCAAAGGCCGAUGCUCCGCUGCCACCCCAGGAUUUGGUUGUUGCCCAAGAGGGUACCGACUUCUUCAUGGUUUCGUGGUUGCCGCCGUACCCACCAUAUGGCCCGCAUGACGCCUACAAGAUCCGUCAUCAGCUACUUGGAACUGACGGAUGGGAGACUGUGGAGCAGCCGAUCAAGAGCCCGCUGCUGAAGUGUCCGGCAGAGAGCCCUCGAUUCUGCUUCAACGUCACUGACAAGGAGCCCGGACAGCAAUACCGAGUCCAAGUCUCUUGCCACAUCGAGGGAGGGAACUACGGACCAUGGAGCAGUGUUGUCAUUGCCAACACACUCCAAGUCCUCCCUGAUGCUCCUCGUGCGAUCCAUCUCAUCGAGAAGACCGAUCACUCGCUUCACAUCCGCUGGAUCCCACCGGUUGACCCCAAGGGACACAUCACGCAAUACCGCGUCUCGAUCGUUUCCCUUGAUGACGCCAACGACAAGAAGCGCACUUUCAUGGUCGACCACCCGACGCUGACGUACCUGUUCGACAACUUGAACCCGGAGACCAACUACAACAUCUCCAUUGCUGCCGGCACCAAGCGUGGCUUCGGAUCCGAAAUCUUCACCACUUACGCCACCGAUCCCUUCAACAUCCCGGCCGUCAUCGGAGCUCCAAUUGUCACUCCUGAUGGAGCCAAUGCCCUUGAUGUCCAAUGGAAUGGAGUUCAAGAUACCAAGGACCGCGUCAAGGCCUACAUCAUCGAGAUCAGAAACGCUGAAAACCCGGCGUGGACCGAGAUUGGUGGACAGACCGACCACGACAACGUCAAGAGGACGUAUCUCAAGAAGGUCACCGGAUUGGACCCGGAUACGUUGUAUUUUGUUCGUAUCAAGGUUGUCGACAAGAAACAGCGUGUAUCUGAUGCUUCUCCUGAAGGCCAAGGCCGUACCGGAUGUGCUGCACCAUCUUCCCCACCAGCCAAUGUUGCCAUUGCCUCGCCAUCUAACAAACAAGUGCGCUUCUCGUGGCAAGCCCCGCUCAAGGGAUCCUGGCAAUGCUCCUCGAUCCGCUACCGCAUCCAGUACAUCAACGGCACCAACGGGCGCCAAGAGCUCGAAGUGCCAUUCUCCCACAUCGACAAGAUUUUCGACUCCCAGCCCAACACCCACUGGACCGUCAGCAUCAAGACGAUCAAUGAUGCUGGGGAAUCGGAGUGGAGCAAGGACCUUGAGGUCACUACUGCUGAAGGCGCCCCAGGCGCCAUCACCGAUUUGACAGCUACGCCUGAUGGUCCCACCACGGCUACCGUAACCUGGAAGCCACCACAGCAACCAAAUGGUGUCAUCACCGGAUAUACCCUGAUCUACAGGCUGAAAUCGAUCGGCCAGUGUGGCCCCAGAUCUAGCAACCCCAUCGAGAAGCACGUUAGGAGCGAGGAGCAGACCAUCGAUGGUCUACUUCCGGACUCCACCUACGAGGUGCAAGUCAUCGCCCACACUUCGUUGGCUGGACCAACAUCCCAGACCGUCACUUUCACGACCGAAGAAGCCGAGCCAUCUGGAGAGCCGCUGAAUGUCAGAAUUGGUUCUGUGACGGCUACACGUGCUGACGCCAUGUGGCAACAACCGGAAUGCGAGAAACGCCACGGCAAGAUCACCGACUACGAGUAUGAGCUCGAGGCUGUCGAUGAAUGGGCUGACAACAACACUGGCAGCAGCCGUUCCGAGCGUGUCACCUUCGACAAGCUGACCCCGUACACGGAAUACCGAUUCCGUGUCCGCGCCCUGAAUUCCCAAGGAGCUGGACCUUACAGCGAAUGGGUGUCUUUCACCACUCAAUCUGCUGCUCCUCCACCACCUGGAGAUCUCCAAGAAGAAGGCACAUUCCCACAUGCCAUCGAAAUAUCCUUCCUCCCGCCAACACCUCCUCACGGAUUCCUCGAUCAAUACAAAGUCCGAUACACUCCUCAUGGCGAGAGCAACUACAAGGAGAUCCGAAUCCCCACCGACCGCCUCACUUGCUCCAGCGCCAACAAGAGAGACAGACUCUGCUACCGUCUGUCCGACCUCGAGCCAGAGCAGGAGUACGACAUCCAAGUUGCUGCUCAUACUGAAGGAGGUGGCUGGUCCGACUGGUCGUCUUCCAUCACUGCCAAGACACACGAGCAAAAUAUCCCGGUCCUCGAGCGCGAGCUUGAGGUCACCGAAACCAAGCCCGUGUCGAUCUCCCUCAAAUGGGAGGGACUAUCCGCUGAACAAUCCGCCCACGUCGUCGGCUAUGCGCUUGAAUUUAAGUCUGAAGAUGACCAAGAUUGGACCGAAUACAACGGUGUCACUCGUCAUCGCAAGACCCAGAAUGAAUACAAGAUCACCGUGCGCGAUUUGACGCCAUCGACCACCUACUACUUCCGGUUGAAGGUUGUUGGAAAGAACGAUAAGCGCGGUGCGCCGGGGCCUGAAACCAAGGCUAUGACUAGCUGCGGAAAGCCGGAGGAGCCACCAAGCAAUGUGAAGCUCCAUGCUGUUGACUUCCAGACGUUGAAGAUUACUUGGGAUGCGCCUGGUGAGGAUAGCUGGCUCUGCAGUGAUGUCGAGUUUGUUAUCGAUUACGUCAACAAUACCGGAAAGGGACAAAUCGUCAUCGACACCGAUGCCCCAUCCGAGCUCAUCCUCCCGACAAUGCCUGGAACCAAGUGGGACAUCAAGAUGCAAACCCGCACCAAGGAGGACAAACCCCAGACCUCAAAAUGGUCCGACAAGGUCUCCAUCACCAUCCAAUCACUCCCCGGAGAAAUCUUUGUCACCGUCACUCCCAAGACCCCAACCACCGCCCAACUCGACUGGGAUCUAUCGGAUAAAGACCAAGGCUGGAACUACGGUGUCGACAUCACCUACAAGCUCAAGCAGCUUGGCGGCUGCACCGAGAGUGCCACCGGAAACCACGAGCCCAUCACUCGCCUCAACGUCCAGGAGAAGCAACUGCUCCUCUCGGACCUCCAGCCCGGAAGUGUGUAUGAAGUCAUCGUCACUCCUCGUCGUCCUCCAAGCCUUGCAUCCUCCAUCGUCCCACCCAAGACCGUUCGUACCUUCAAGACCGAGGCCGAUGUUCCGACUGGCGCUCCACAAAAUCUGCAAAACACCGUGCGCAAGGAUACUGAGCUCGGCUUCAAGUGGGAGGCCCCAGAAUGCAUCCACCAAAACGGAAACGUUACCCAAUAUGAAUAUAUUCUCUCUGGAUUGGAUGAGUGGAAUGAGGGAGAUCGUGAAAGUAUCACUCCUCGUCCUACAGCUGUCAUUGAUCAGUUGAUGCCGGGAAGUUUGUAUCGUAUGAAGGUUCGCGCUUACACGUCAAAGGGCCCUGGACCUUGGUCUGAGCCUUUGGAGAUCCGUACAACUGGAUCGGAGCUUGGGCCACCUCGCGAGUUGUCUGCGAUCCAGACGACAACUUCUCAAAUUCAUCUGACUUGGUUGCCGCCGUACCCGGAGAAGGCUAUUGUUAAUGUGUACCGUAUCAAGUACAGCCCGCGUGCCGACGACAGCAACCCGACCGAGGUUGAGGUCAGCGGAGACGAGCUGUCGUGCUCUCCCUACAAGAGCACGCUCAUCACAUCUGACAGCUUGUGCGCUACCCUCAAGGGACUUCACUCCUACACUACCUACAAGAUCGCUGUCCAAGGCCAAUCCGCUUCCGGAAACUGGGGCGAAUGGUCACCUGACUACUUCUCAACCACCCGCAAGGAUGGAAAUGAAACCCUCGGAGGCUCCAUCAAACUCCUCUCCGCCGGCCAUGACAACCUCAAGGUCCAAUGGUCCCCGCCCGGCUUCAUCGGGGAGAAGAUCCAGGAAUACGACGUCUACAUCUCCGUCGCCUCCGAACUCGAUGAAAACCCGACCAAAUACACCGUCAAUGGCCGCCAAACUGACUACCACUUCCGCAGCCUCGACAAGGUCACCCUGUACAAUCUCACCGUGCAGGGCCGCGAUUCCGACCGGAAGCUGUGGUUCAUCUCCGGAGUCUUCUCGACGACGGACUUUGGCGAUGGUCUCCUCACCUGGUUGCCAGCUCCAACCGACUUGCACUUGAUUGAGAAGAGCGAUACCAUGCUUCACGUCGACUGGGUACCGCCAGAGAUCUGGGACCCAGAGAAGAAGGACCUCAUCACCCACUACAGGGUCACCAUCGCCCGUGUUGAUGAACGCACCGGGGUCGCUGGCACGCCAAAGAAUUACACCGUUUUGGUCCCAGGAAACUCGAUCAAAUUCGAGGGAUUGACGCCGGAGACUAUUUACAACAUCACCGUGCAGGCCGCUACGAGCAGCGGAUAUGGACAGAUCCUUUGGGGAACGUACUCGACAUUGGCACCUGGCCAGCGUCACAUUCUGCGCCUCCAGAAUAGAACACCAACGACGCUGACGCUGGAAUGGGAUCCGGUUUGGGGAACGAACCAUCGUGGAUACACGCUCUCCUGCUUCACCAUCGCUUCCGUGUACCACAACGUCCGUCGGCACGAGACCAAGUCGUUCCAAGUCGAAUCAACCGCCACCCAGUACACCGUCAAAAACCUGAACCCGUCCACCACCUACAACUGUACCCUUCAGCCUAAAGAUCAUGCCGAAGGAGCAUGGGGAGCCUGGUCCACCCUACCACCCGGCUGGUUCCUCGUCAAGAACCUCAAGCAGUGCGACAAGACCGACUUUGCCGUCUCAAUGAGCUGGGAGCCGAUCGUCGACAACAUGGCCUCGCACUACCAAGUCAGAUACCUUCGCCUCAAGGAGCACGACGGUGUCUGGCAAGAAGAGGCUGAACGGGAGGCCAAGGAGCUGCUCUGUCCUAAGGAUGGUUGCGGAAGGUUGUGCUAUUUGGUGUUCAACCUGCCGCAUAAGCCUGACGAAUAUGUCUUCCAAGUCCGUGCUAUGGUAGAGGGACAAUGGAACCAUUGGAAGUCGGCUGGGCGAUUGGUUGUUAGCGAGCCACCUCAUAUCAAGGCUAGCUGCUGCAUCGUCCCACCACCAUACUACGUUGACAACAUCGGUGCCCCAGAUACCUUCGACUUUAUGGAAAUUGCCCCAUCACCAACCGACACCAACAUCACUCGUUACUUCGUGAUUGUCGAUGAGCGUGACCCUCCCGGUGACACCAACUGGACCGAGCUGACCGACAAGGUCACCGCCCACAAGCGCAAGAUCCCGUACUACGUCGCAGCCUCGUUCAACCUGGAGACCCUGCCGGAGCCCAAAUCCGUCCGCAUUGGUGAUGGUACCGUCAUUGGAGGGUACCUCAACUACCCGCUCACCAAGGGCAAGAAGUACAACUACGAGAUCUACACUCUGUGGAACAUCACUGGUGCUCCCCUCGUCGGACGUCUUCGUGCAUCUCCCUACCUGACGGCCGGCUGGCCGUGGUGGUGGUUGUUGCUCCUCCUGCUGCUACUGCUCCUUUUGAUCCUGUUGUGCUGCUGCCUGCUCUGGUGUCUCCAGAGACGCUAUCGCGCUAGAAAGGACCACUUCCGCUCAACGACCAAUGGACAGCACCGUCCUCUUCUUGCUGAUACCCUGGUUGACCGAAACAUCGACAAACUACAAGACCGUUUGAACAAUGUGCACGGCCAGAUGUCGCAAGUAAAAGGCGACUUCGAAGAUGGAUACAUGACCGGCUACAAGGAUGGCAAACGCCUUCCCGAUUCAUCGAGCCACAAUCUUCGAGGCCAAUAUGGGGCCAAUGGGGAUCGUUUCCAUGAAGGAUACGCCAAGGGGCUACGUGAUGCUGGAGUUGGUGGAAUGACCACUUCGAUGUACAACUUGGCCCAGAAGAGCACCGGCGGUUAUUCGGCUGGAUUUAUGCAAGGAUACAGGGACGGCAGCUCGGGCGUCUUUGGCGACCGCGUGACCCCAUCCCUCAUCUCCCGUCUCGACGAGCAAUACCCAGGCCAAGACGACUUCAAGCAGGGCUUCGUCGACGGCUUCAACGAGGGCUGCAAGAGCGGCAAGAGCGGAAAGAGCUUCGAAGACUCGCGCCGUCUCCAGCAAUCCCUCACCGAGCUCACCGAACGUCUCACAUCCCUCGAAAAGACCAAGGGAGACGAGAUCCACUCUACCAAGAUCUAUCAUGUUUACAACCAACAACCCGAUUUUGUUGGUUAUUCCUCGACGGGCGCCCAGCUUGCCCACGAGCUUGACGAGAUCGGCAGCCGCUCCAGGACCUCCACCCUACGCCGCCAUUAUACUCCCGGUGACUAUCUGAAGUACGCGUCGGAGGAGGAGCGAUACGGUAGCCUCGGCAGGAACAAGCGAUCACUUUCGGCUUCUGCCCUCGCGAGAGACUCAUCGACAACAAGGGAGGAAACGAGACAAGAGAGGCAGAGAUAUGCCUCCGGGACCCUGGGAAGCUCUUACAUCACCAGAAAUGCGGCCGAGAGGCAGGGUACCGAUACCUAUGCCAAGAGAUACAACUAUCGAUCUCGCUCGGAUGUGGGGAGCCCGAGGAGAUAUGCCUCUCAGACGCUGCUAGACGCCUCCAGGCCCGGGCCAUCAACACCUCAUGCUCGUCGUGAUGCCCUGGCAACGUUGCAGAGAGAAUUGGACACAUUGAGCCGGUCGCCCGGCGGAUAUGCAUCUGAUUCUGCGGCCGGAUAUGAUAGCGUCCGAUCGAAGGCUCGCGGAUAUUCAAAUUACGACUACGACACGUUCCGGUCAUCCACCCAACAACAACAACAGCAACAAUCCUCUUCCACGCAAGCUGAGACUCAACAAGCCCAAGAUCAAGCUCAAUCCAACACAACGACCGUCCGAUAUACUGCCGCUCAGCAGCCGACCGUCGUUUCGACAGCUACCCAUCAGAUCAACACCGGCACGAACGAAGACGCCGGGCGCUGGGCCGACGACCUGAUCGGCAUCGUCAACGAGCCGAUGGAGAGAACACUCGACCGAAUGCGCCACUUCUCCUCAUCUAACGCCAACGUCGAGGGAGCCGCAGCUCAAAGCAGCAGCCAGGGACAACAAGAAGUCGUUGAGGAGAAGUACCACCGCUCCUACAAGGAGGAGCACUCGAGCGGCCGC
Molecule: messenger RNA, 13659 nt
Organism: Mesorhabditis spiculigera
Lineage: Eukaryota; Metazoa; Nematoda; Chromadorea; Rhabditida; Rhabditidae
Source: the annotation of a GenBank genome assembly